Messenger RNA from Trypanosoma cruzi, 242 nucleotides. RefSeq names its product mucin TcMUCII, putative. NCBI's taxonomy places the organism in Eukaryota, Euglenozoa, Kinetoplastea, Trypanosomatida, Trypanosomatidae. The transcript has a single exon. The record is from RefSeq and is a predicted model, not a curated record. The annotation marks the transcript as partial.
GACCAACUUUACAAACCGUUAAGUCAAGGGCACAAAGUGUGACAAUUCAUUCCGAAAAAGGACAAGAAACGAAGACUAUUGCAUUGAAGACCAGUACGACCACAACAGAGGCGCCAACCACCACGACCACCCGCGCACCGUCACGUCUCCGCGAAAUCGACGGCAGCCUCAGCAGCUCUGCGUGGGUGUGUGCCCCGCUGCUGCUCGCCGCAUCCGCGCUGGCGUACACCGCUGUGGGCUGA